CUCAUACUGUCGCUUCUCAUUGUUGCGCGUCAGAGCGGAUGAAUGGAGCUGAGUGAAGCAACAGCCGCGGUGGCUGCAGCAGCACUGAGAUCCCUAUUAGCGCUGACUGGUGUCUAAUUGCAGCUGAAGUUCCACUUGGAGACGCAGAUGGAGACGAAAGACGCAUUCUAGGUGCAAGCGUUUUUUUGUUUUUAAAAAAAAAAAUUUUAUCAUCUUGCUUUGAUUCGGGAAACCUUUUGUUCAUUAUGAUCCAUCAGCUGACGGAUCCAGCGGUGAACGACAGCUGUCAGCAGGAACUCAUCUUAGUGUGCAACAAAAGCGCAGAUGGAGACGCGCUCCAACUGCCCACUUUCUCCACCGCGGCCAAAGUGCGAGUGAUCAUCACCUUCACCCUGUGCGCGGUGUCGGCUGUGUGCAACCUGGUCGUGCUGUGGGCUGCGUGCAACGGCGGCAAGCGCAAGUCUCACGUCCGGAUCCUCAUCAUGAACCUGACGGUGGCGGACCUGCUGGUGACUUUCAUCGUGAUGCCCGUGGACGCGGUGUGGAACAUCACGGUGCAGUGGCAGGCCGGGGACGUCGCCUGCAGGCUGCUCAUGUUCAUGAAGCUGGUGGCCAUGUACUCCUGCGCCUUUGUCACCGUGGUCAUCAGCCUGGACAGACAGUCCGCCAUCCUCAACCCUCUCGGCAUCAGCGAGGCCAAAAGGAAAAGCAAAAUCAUGUUGACUGUGGCCUGGACCAUGAGUGUGAUCCUCUCGCUCCCACAGAUGUUCAUAUUCCACAAUGUGACCAUCACAGUCCCAGAGACCUUCACCCAGUGUACCACUCACGGCAGCUUUGUCCAGCGUUGGCAGGAGACUCUGUACAACAUGUUCACCUUUGUGUGCCUCUUCCUCCUGCCUUUGGCCAUCAUGAUCUUCUGCUACACACGAAUCCUCAUUGAGAUUUCCAGCCGCAUGGCUCGGAGUAACCAGUUUUCCAGAGAUGUUCAUCUCCGGCGCUCCCACAACAAUAUCCCCAAAGCUCGGAUGAGAACUCUUAAGAUGAGCAUUGUCAUCGUGACUUCCUUCAUCAUCUGCUGGACGCCGUAUUACCUGCUGGGCCUGUGGUAUUGGUUGUUUCCGGAAAAAAUGGAGGAGACGGUCUCUCAUUCACUGACUCACAUGCUGUUUAUCUUUGGCCUCUUCAAUGCAUGCUUGGACCCCAUCACCUAUGGCCUGUUCACAAUCCACCUCCACCAGGGUCUGAAGAGAUGCCGUCAAACGUCAAACACUCGAACUGAAGUAGAAAACAACACUUGCCUUCUACUAAUGGCGUCACACAGGCAGAUUGCCUCCGGUGGCCACAAUACACACACCAAGGGGUUAAAUGACAACGACACAAAGAAUUGCUCACAUCCAGUCGUAACAGUAAGCAGGAUAUAAGUCCGACUCCCUUCUUUAGAGAUUGAUGACUUGUUCAUUGAUUUCGCCUUAAAAUUCUUCCCCAAGUUCUUCUUUUGUGAGAUGAAUCUGUUCAUUUCUGCUCAGCUGAUGUAUUGCAGCUAAACCUUGGUGUAUUCCUCCUGUGGUAUCGCACACAUAAUAUGUUGGCUGCCUCUGAUCAGAUUUUGAAAGGACACAACAGAGUUGAGCUGGGUGUGAUGCAGUGCAACAAGGAAGUUUGAUGUAGUCAAGUUUUCUUUGUGUGAGUUAGCUUGGCAAAACUUAAAACCCCAAUCAGAGAUAAAUGGAACACAAUAGUGGUUAUCAAGUUUCUUUGUUAACCCGGGGUUCCUUCAUCCGAAUUCAUUCAUUCUCAAUCAUUUCUGUCAUCAGGAACACACUGUUGUAAUGGAAAGCUAUAGAGAUGGUAAAAAAUUACCAGGGAAAAAAAUGUAGUUACUGCAAGAGGGGAGAGCUGGUAGAAAAAUACAGCCCCUUAUUACUAACAUAACAGUUGCACAUUACAGCUCACAUUUAAAACAUGAAACUCAACAAGUGCAUUUAGGUCUGACACUAUUCCUCAAUGAAAGAUAAGAGAAAAUCACUUCAGUUUUUGGCCAAAUCAUUUUGAAAUCAGUGAUUGAAUGUUCUCAACAAAUACAGUUUGUCUGCUGUAAUCGCACAGCUUUGUUCAGCAGGAAUAAUAAGGUACAGCUCAACAGGUUUCCAGAUACAAUGUAUGCCUUCAGCCGACAGUCUGUGUCACUCAGAGAACAUUGUCAGAAAAAAAAAAAAAGAAAAGGUGCAGAUGCAGUGGAGCCUUGUACAGCACAUUUAAAUCUAAAACUCUGAAUAUACCCUCCUCCACUCCAGGCUAGCAAGUUACUAUGGUGACCUAAAAACAUGACCACUUCCCUGACACCGAGAACUCUGACUUUUGAGUCAACCCACCCAUUAAACUCACUUUGUAGUCACUCCUCUGAUGUGCUGAACACAGCUCUCAGGUUGACCUGAUGAUAAAUAAGCCGAAAACUGCUAUAACUCACCGACACUGUCUUGCAGCUGUUUGUUCCAACGUCUGUCUUGGCAACGGCAGGUUUAAAAAAGAACUUUGAUUGACAGUCUGUCACACAGACACACAUCACUCAGCUUCUGGGUUUUAGUUUGCAAAUCUUAUAAUUUAUUGUAUAAUUUUCUGUAAAACAAAUUAUGUGUGUUUGUGAUUAAAAAUGAAUGAUUCAACUUAAAUUGUCUGUGAUUAAAAACAAGUGCCACACUGAUAAAAUGGAGGUUGUGUGGGGGUGAUUUUGUUGUUGUUGUUGUUUACUUGCGGUUUUACUGUAUUUGAUCUGUUCGUUUUGGAACAAGUUCCUCUGCCAGUCAUCAUAGUGACUGAAAACUGCUCUCUGCUUCUGUCAUUCAUGGUGUUAUGUGUGCAAUAUGAAAUAUGUGAUUUAGUUUCAUCACUUCAGUGGAUGUUAGAUUAUGUUCAUUACUGACCAUGACAGCCUUUUAAAUAUGUAUUGAAUGUACCUGUGCAACUUGUUCAUGUUUUAUUGACUAUUCAGCUUUGUGUUUCCUGUGUUACACUCCAAUCACAGUGGAGGCAAGGCUCUGUAAAAUAUCUGUAAUUCAGCAUGCCAUCUGGAUAUUAGUAUUAGUGGUAUUAGCUAAUUUUGUUGUGAAUUGUGGUUCUUUCUGUGACCAAAAAAAGGAUAACAGCACUUAAUUAAAAACACUGAAACUUCAAAACUGUAUUGGAAAGCUGUCGAAAAAUCAGCAGAGAUAUCAGAUUAAUUGCAUAUUUUCUGUAAAUUAUGCAAUAUGUUGUAAUGUAUACUUACAAUGUGUUUAUUUGUGGAAUAAAAAUUCUGCCUUA
Molecule: messenger RNA, 3300 nt
Organism: Amphiprion ocellaris (clown anemonefish)
Lineage: Eukaryota; Metazoa; Chordata; Actinopteri; Pomacentridae
Gene: gnrhr4
Product: gonadotropin releasing hormone receptor 4
Exons: 4
Coding region: 246-1421 (391 amino acids)
Biological process (GO): G protein-coupled receptor signaling pathway
Cellular component (GO): membrane
Molecular function (GO): gonadotropin-releasing hormone receptor activity; peptide binding
Source: RefSeq, a predicted model, not a curated record